Molecule: messenger RNA, 2175 nt
Organism: Hyphopichia burtonii NRRL Y-1933
Lineage: Eukaryota; Fungi; Ascomycota; Pichiomycetes; Serinales; Debaryomycetaceae
Gene: SUP35
Product: translation termination factor GTPase eRF3
Exons: 1
Coding region: 1-2175 (724 amino acids)
Biological process (GO): translation; translational termination; nuclear-transcribed mRNA catabolic process, deadenylation-dependent decay
Cellular component (GO): translation release factor complex
Molecular function (GO): GTPase activity; GTP binding; translation release factor activity
Source: RefSeq, a predicted model, not a curated record
AUGUCUGAUCAACAGCAAGAGAAAUUGAACCAAGAUUUCCAAAAUGCCUCAAUUGAGGAUCAACAAGGUCAAGGGGCCGCACCACAGGCAUAUGUGAAUCCAGCAGCAGCUCCAAGUUUUGUUCCACAACAAGGAUAUCAACAAUAUCAAGGAUACCAAGGAUAUCAGCAAGGUGGCUACCAAAACUUCCAACCUCAAGGAUAUCAACAAUACCAACCUCAAGGAUACCAACAGUAUCAACAAGGCGGAUACCAAAACUUUAAUAAUACUAGAGGUGGAUACAGCAAUAACAGAGGUGGAUAUAAUAAUAACAGGGGUGGUUAUAACAACAACAGAGGUGGUUAUCAAAACUAUAACAGUUAUAACAACUAUAAUAACUAUAACAAUCAAUACCAACCUCAAGGUCAACCAUACCAACCACAACAACAACAACCAGCAGCUGGUAUGUCUUUGGCUGAUUUCCAAAAACAACAAUCUGCUUCUAACUUAAAUAAACCAAAGAAGACUUUGAAAUUGGCCGGAUCUUCCAGUAUUAAAUUAGCAAAUGCUACUAAAGAUGUUGCUAAAGAAGAUAAACCUAAAGCUGAAACCAAAUCAGAAACUGCUACUCCAGAAGCUCCAGCUGCUACUGAAGCUCCAGCUAAAGAAGCUGCUAAAGAAACUCCAGCUAAAGAAGCUGCUAAAGAAACUACUCCAGUUCCAUCUAAAGAAAGUACUCCAGCUCCAUCUACCAAAGAAUCAACUCCAAGUGCUAGUAGCAUGCAAAAAUCUUCUUCAAGUAAAUCAAAUAAUAAGAAAGAAUCUACCCCAACCACUCAAACUACCGACCAAUUGAUUAAAGAACAAGAAGAUGAAGUCGACGAAGAAGUUGUUAAUGAUAUGUUUGGUGGUAAAGAUCAUGUCUCCAUUAUUUUUAUGGGUCAUGUUGAUGCUGGUAAAUCUACUAUGGGUGGUAAUAUUUUAUAUUUAACUGGUUCAGUUGAUAAACGUACUGUUGAUAAAUACGAAAGAGAAGCUAAAGAUGCCGGUAGACAAGGUUGGUAUUUAUCAUGGAUUAUGGAUACUAAUAAAGAAGAAAGAAAUGAUGGUAAAACUAUUGAAGUUGGUAAAGCUUAUUUCGAAACUGAUAAAAGAAGAUAUACCAUUUUAGAUGCACCAGGUCAUAAAACUUAUGUUAGUGAAAUGAUUGGUGGUGCAUCUCAAGCCGAUGUUGGUAUUUUAGUCAUUUCAGCAAGAAAAGGUGAAUAUGAAACCGGUUUCGAAAAAGGUGGUCAAACUAGAGAGCACGCAUUAUUAGCUAAGACUCAAGGGGUUAAUAAAAUCGUUGUUGUUGUUAAUAAAAUGGAUGAUGCAACUGUUGCAUGGUCUGAAGAUCGUUAUAAAGAUUGUACUACUAAAUUAGGAUUAUUUUUAAAAGGUAUUGGUUAUGCUAAAGAAGAUAUUCUUUUCAUGCCAGUUAGUGGUUAUACUGGUGCUGGAUUAAAAGAUCGUGUUGAUCCAAAAGAUUGUCCAUGGUACAGUGGUCCAUCAUUAUUAGAAUUUUUGGAUGAAAUGAAGACUGUUAAUCGUCAUAUCAAUGCUCCAUUCAUGUUACCAAUUAGUGGUAAGAUGAAGGAUAUGGGUACUUUAGUUGAAGGUAAAAUUGAAUCCGGUCAUAUUAAGAAGAAUGGUAGUUUAUUAUUAAUGCCAAAUAGAACAUCAAUUGAAGUUGUUACAAUUUAUAAUGAAACUGAACAAGAAUGUGAUGCCGCAUAUUGUGGUGAACAAGUUAGAUUAAAGAUUAAAGGUGUUGAAGAAGAAGAUUUACAAGCAGGUUAUGUGUUAACAUCACCAAAGAAUCCAGUUAAAACCGUUACAAAAUUUGAAGCUCAAAUUGCCAUUGUUGAAUUAAAAUCAAUUUUAUCAAAUGGGUUUUCAUGUGUUAUGCAUUUACAUACAGCAAUUGAAGAAGUUACAUUUACUGAAUUAAAACAUAAAUUAGAAAAAGGAACUAAUAGAAAAUCUAAAAAACCACCAGCUUUUGCUAAAAAGGGUAUGAAAAUCAUUGCAGUUUUAGAAAUGGAAGAAGCUGUUUGUGCUGAAACUUAUGGAGAUUAUCCACAAUUAGGUAGAUUUACUUUAAGGGAUCAAGGAACCACCAUUGCAAUUGGUAAGAUUACCAAAAUUUUAAAAUAA